AUGGCCGAGGAUAUUGAGAGUUCACUUACUCAGAAAGCGGCCCGGUGGGCGAAGCUAUGCCAACAAACCAAUGAAUCUCAGCAAAGGGCCAUUGAAAGGGCACAAAAUCAUCAACAAGAACGGGAUGAGGCUAAGCAAAAAGCAGCAGAACGGGCACAGCGCAGCCAGCAGGAACGAGACGAGGCUGAACAAAGAAAGACGAAUCGAGCCCUGCGCAGCCAGCAAGAAAAAGAUGAAGCCAAGCAAAAAGCAACCGAACGGGCACAGCGCAGGCAGCAGGAACGAGACGAGGCUGAACAAAGAAAGAUGAAUCGAGCCCUGCGCAGCCAGCAGGAAAAAGAAGAAGCCAAACAAAAAGCAGCGGAACGGGCACAGCGCAGCCAGCAGGAACGAGAUGCGGCUGAACAAAAAAGAAUUGAAAGGACCGAGCACAGCAGCAGAAGUUUGAUGAAGAUGCAGAUAAGAGAGUCCUGUUAG
Messenger RNA from Penicillium antarcticum, 477 nucleotides. RefSeq lists its product as uncharacterized. The record is from RefSeq and is a predicted model, not a curated record. NCBI's taxonomy places the organism in Eukaryota, Fungi, Ascomycota, Eurotiomycetes, Eurotiales, Aspergillaceae. The coding region runs from base 1 to 477 and encodes 158 amino acids. The transcript has a single exon.